AAAACAACGUGCUAAGACAUUCAGUUUGAUUUUAGUUUUUUUUUUUCCCACACAUUAUUAUUGUUAAUUUCUAUUAAAAAUGGUAAUAAUUGAAAAAUCAUUUCCUCGUGGUGGAAUACCAGCCUCAAAGGAAAAAGCAGUGGCCACAAAAACAGAGGGACAGAUCUUUGGUGCUGUUCAAAAGAAAAUAAAAAAAUCCAAAACAAAGUCGUCGAAAAAGCCCUUUGGUGAUGAUGAACAACAAAAUGAUACCUUGGAAUCGUUUUCCGCAGAACUCCUCAACUAUGAAACAAUACAGGAUGGCAUGGUAAUCAUGGGUAUCAUUAAGAAAGUGGAUCAAUUGUAUGUUAGUGUCUCACUGCCAGGACGUCUAACGGCCAGAGUAUCAGCAUUGGAAAUAUCCGAUUCUUACACAAAAAAUACAAAGGAGUUUUUACAAAAUUCUGCCCAAGCUGAAGGCUAUAAACCGCUGAAGGACUUGUAUCGUGUGGGCCAAACUGUCUAUGGGCGUGUGUUGGAGAUUAAGUCAAAUGAAAAGGGUCAUGUUUUGAUCGAUAUGACUUUUAAGCCAAGCGAGGUACAUGCUGAGCUGAAUCAUUCAAAUAUACGCAAGGGAUUUGUGUUCAAUGGUGCUGUCGAGGAGGUCCAGGAGCAUGGUUACAUUAUUGAGUCGGGCAUCAAGGGUUUGCGUUGCUUUUUACCUUUGGAAAAAUCGAAAGAGGGGCAUGGUGUUGGUGAAAUGAUUUAUUUGAAGGUGGACAAAAUUACACUGGAUCAAGCGGCGAGUACUUGCAUUUGUCGUGAAGUAACAGAAGAUAAGUUGAAGGUGAAGGAUCAAACAGAUCCCAGUCUGGAUUAUUUGCUACCAACAACCAUUGUGAAUUUCCAAGUAAGCAAACGCCUUAAGGAUGGUUUAAAGGGAACCGUAAUGAAUGAGCUAUUCACGGCCUAUGUCAAUGAACAUCAUUUGGGCAAUGCCCUGCUGGUGCCAGACGACUAUGAAAUCAAUGAGAAAUAUGAGGCCAGAAUUCUCUAUGUUAUGCCCUUGACAAAAUUGGUGUAUUUGACAUUGAACAUCCAUAGAAAUAAUGAAAUGAAAAAGGAACACAGAACAGAGGAAGAUGAUGAGGAGGCGGAGGAAGAUAAAGACGGCGUGAAUUCCCUGAAAAGAGGUGAUAUUAUUGAGAAUGCCAAGGUCCAUCAUUUGGGUACCGGCGGCGUGGUCUUGGUGUUAAAUGAUCAACAUAAAGGUAUCUUGUCUUACAAGACUAUCAAAGCAAAUUACAAGGGAAACUAUGAUCAGGAUGAAUUGUUGGCUAAAUAUGCCAAGGAUAGCACCCACAAAGUUCGUAUUCUCGAUUAUGAUAUUAUGGACUCGUUGUAUGUGUGUACCGAUGAUACGGCCACAGUGCAAGAGAAAUUCUUUGCCUUGGAUGACUUUCAUCCGGGGGAUUUUGUUACAGCCAAGGUAAGGGAGUUCAAUGAGAAAAUUCAUGGCUACAGUGUCCAGGUGGGAAUGGCAUCGGCAAUUAUUGAAAAAUUAUUCCUGGCCCCAUCCUCAAAGAUUUUGGAACCCAAUACGAAACUGAAAUGUCGCAUUGUUGCUGUGAAUCCUGAAAGGAAAAUGGUUUAUCUAACCAAUCGCCAGGAAUAUCUAUCAAAAUCGUGUAAUUUCUUGAGCAGUUUCAAUGAGGCUCGAAUUAAUGGCAAUUACACGGGCACGAUUGUGAAAUGCGAACACAGCUUUGCUUUGGUGAAAUUCUUUGGCGACGUCAAGGGUAUUUUCUAUCGGCAAAAUGCCCCUGUUGGACAUUUGGAUACCUUGGAAGAGGGACAAACUUUACAAUUUCGUGUGGCCGAUAAGAAGGAUGGCCAGCUAAUAUUGGGCGUUGUCGAGAAUGCCUUUAAAUUGGGUGAAAUUUGUCCGGCAACCAUAGUACAUAAAUUGGAUUCGGCCUUGGAAAUAAAAGUGGCCUAUGCCCCAGAGGAAGAUCAUGACGAUGAGGGUCAAGAAAUUGAAUUUAAGGGUCUCAUACCCAUUAGAUUCUUUUCAAAUUACAAUGAUCUGCUGCUGGCCAAAUUGCAUAUGUACCAAAUUGGUGAACAAACUCAGGCGGCAUGCAUCAACAAUAACAUCUUCAGUGUACGAGAUGUCCAGUACUUUACGCAAAAUUUAACACCCAAUUGGAAAUCCGUAAAUGUGGGGGAUAUUUUAAAGGCCCACGUCAAGGAUGUUAACGAGGAUGUGGUGGAGGUGAAUGUGCCCAUAAAUAAUUAUACUAAAACCGUGAAAUUACAUUUGAACAUGAUGCUGAUGGAUAUCAAGAAUGCAGCCAAGGUUUCCAUUGCCCAAGAUCAGGUUAUUUUUGUUAAAGUUUUGGGCAAAGAAGAUCUAACCAAAACAAUAUCGGUAUCAGCCAAGCUGAUAGAUGUGUGGGACUGUCAAUUGUCGACCACAGCCAAGGCCUUAAAAGAAUAUCUUGAAGAAAUUGACAGCAUUAAGAAGAGCCUGAAAAAGCAAGGCAAUGCUCUUGCCCGUUACUCGGUGGGCGACAAAGUGAAGGCCCAAUUCCAAGGUGUUAAUGAGGCCACCAAUGACUGGGAAUAUGUGGUGGAAAAAACCCAAGUUACAGGCAUUGUCAAAACCAGUAUUGUGGGUAAAGCCAAACCUCCAGCAAGUGGAACAACACAGGAAUGCAUUGUUUUAUGGGUGGACUACAGCAACAAUUUACUUUUCCUAAGCAACAAAUCCGGCGAUACAGAUCACAUACAACCCGGCAAAGAGAUACCACAAAACUUGGUGGGCAAGGGAGGCAUUAAUGCCAAGGUUUUGUUUAAAAACGAAAGUGUUUUUGUUUGCUCUCUCAAGAAGGGUAAACAUCCAUUGGUUUACUGUCCAGCCCAGCUGCAUUUCAAUGAUUUUGAAAAGAGUUGCAGUAACUCGGUAGGCGAAGGAGAUUUCUGUAAGCUGAGCUUCAUAGAUGAUAAAAUGCCUUUGGCUGUUUUGGAUGAUACCCACAAAAUUUGGACAGAAAUCAGUCGUAAACGGAAGCUAGAAAACGAGAAUAAGGAAAAACAAUCAGCCAAGAAAGCGAAACUUGCAGAGAGUCCGGCUAAAAACAAAUCAGAGGAACGUAAACGCAAAACCUCGGAAACACAAGAAGAAGUAAAGAAAUCCAAAAAAGAGACCUCAAAAAAAGCUAAAGUGGAACAACCAGAUAUACUAUUCUAUGAAGAUAAAAGUGCUGAUAAAAAGGCAGCCGCCAAGGUGGUAGAUAUUGUGGUCACACCAAAAACUGAAGAUAAACCCAAAGUCACCAAUACACCCAAACCCACACCCAAAUCAUUGGCUGGUGUGAGCAACUUCUGGACCACUGACUUAAAGGAUAUUUCAAAAACAGAAGAUUCCUCCGAUGAAGAGGAGAAUGAAGCUGAUCAAACUGCCAAUGAUGCCAAGAGUAAAAAGAAACUCACCGCUGCUGAGAAAUUCAAACAGCAACGCGAAGAAGAAGCCCGACUCAGGGCCAUUGAAGAGAAAUAUGCCGAUCCCACACAAUUACCAGAUUCCGUAGAUCAAUUUGAUAGGUUGGUGCUAUCAGAUCCGAAUAACAGCAAACAUUGGAUCAAUUACAUGGUAUUUCAUUUGCAAGCUGCCGAAAUCGAUAAGGCCAGGGCAGUGGCUCGUCGUGCUCUAAAAACCAUUACCUUUAGAAAUUCCGAAGAACAAAUCAAUAUUUGGGUGGCAAUGUUGAAUUUAGAAUUACGUUAUGGCAGCAAGGAGACCUUCAAUGACAUCCUCAAAGAGGCCUUAAUCUAUAAUGAGCCAUUAAAGAUUUACCUAAGGGCUGUGGAAAUAAUUACCGAUUCCAAAAAGACCCAGGACCUGAUAGAAAUGAUUGGCAUUAUAACGAAAAAAUUCAAAGCUGAACAGGAAAUGUGGAAGGUGGCUGCCAAUGCCUACUUCAGUGUGGGCAUGACAGAACGAGCUCAACAGUUAUUGCAUAAGGCAUUGGCCUGUCUGCCCGAAAGAGAUCAUGUCAACACAAUUGUUAUAUUCGCCAAUUUGAAUCACAAACAUGGUGAAAAUGAAAUGGCCCAAACACUAUUGGACCAGGUUGUUACCUCAUAUCCCAAACGCGUGGAUGUUUGGUCACAAUAUGUCGAUAUGUUGGUGAAGGCUGAUUUAAUUGAUUCUGCGAGAAACAUUCUGGAACGUGCUAUAGUGCAAAAGAUACCUCUACGCAAAAUGCGUACAAUCUUUAAGAAAUAUUUAGAAUUUGAAGAACGUUUUGGCAGCGAUGCCAAUGUCCAACGUGUGAAACAAUUGGCCAUGGAAUAUGUGAAAAAGAAUGAAAAUCUUUAAAGAAUAGAAUAUAUGUUUUUUAGGAAAUAAUUUUAGUUUUACAUUAUGCUUAGUGUAAAUGAUUAAAAAUAUAUAGAAAUACCUUGUGUUUUAGAGAAAA
This is a messenger RNA of Musca domestica (house fly), 4463 nucleotides long. RefSeq names its product protein RRP5 homolog (gene Rrp5). The record is from RefSeq and is a predicted model, not a curated record. The transcript has 6 exons. Bases 80 to 4363 code for a protein of 1427 amino acids. Gene Ontology annotation, molecular function: protein binding; RNA binding. Lineage: Eukaryota; Metazoa; Arthropoda; Insecta; Diptera; Muscidae. Gene Ontology annotation, cellular component: nucleus; small-subunit processome; nucleolus. Gene Ontology annotation, biological process: rRNA processing.